CUGUCAGAGGAGGGGUGGACGUGUGUCGGCUGUAACAGUUUUCUCAUCGCCCAGGUGAUCUUGGACACUGAGUGAGGCUAGGCAGUGUUGGGCUGAUGACUACUAAGCAAGCAUUAUCUUUGAGCUGAUUGGAUGCAUGUUGUGGACUCCCAUUGGCCACCGCUGAACUUUGACCUCUCCUGUCUCAACCCAUCCCGUCCUGUCCUACAGACAGACAGGCAGACAGUGAACCCAGAAACACACACCCUACUCUACUCCCCUAUCCUACCCCGAGUGCUGCACCCUCGUAUGCAGAGAGGAGGUAGUGGAAGGCACCCAGGGGGGGUCGGGGGGUAGAGAAGGGGCGCAGGACUCAGGCCUCAAGAGGUGUUCCUCUCACUCAGACCACCACUCCCCCUCCAAAAUGACCCAGAAUGCCCGAGAGAGCAUGGGGGUCCUGGGCCAGGGUCUGAAGCAGCUGUUCCAGCAGCAACGCAGACGCCUGUCCCUCUCUCGCUUUACCCUAGCCUCCUCCUCUUCCUCCUCUUCCUCCUCCUCUUCCUCAUCCUCUGUGAUCUCAAUGGGUGGCCCCUCUCGCUACCCUCCCGAGGACUACCUCACCCCCCUCCAAGCCCCCUUGGCCUGUCCUGACUCUGACCCCCCCUCUGGUGGUCUCCUUGCCCCCCCAGCUGGUCAGGGUGCCGGCCCUGUGGGCACGAUGAGGCGUGGGACUAUGCUGCAGAGCCAGCACCGUGGGGGGAACGGGACAGGGGCAGGGAGAGUAGACCAGGAUCCCCCUCUGAGAGGCAGCCCCCAGACCCCCCACCGCCACCCUACCUAUGAUGCACAGAAGCAUUCCGAACGCCUGCGCUCCUCCUCCACCACGGACAACACCACACGAAGUAGCCCCUCCCCUGGGUACAAUCCUGGAUAUGCAACGUCAGGCGACGUGGUGCUGUCGUCAGGAUACCAGUCCACGGAGGAGACAGACAAGAUGAACCAGCAUGGUCUAGAGCAGUUUGGAACAGAGAGUGUGUUUGCGUGUGUGUGCUUUUCUGUGAUUAUGCACAUGCAUAUUUCCUUUAGCGUGAAGUACAUUGUAGCGAUGUGUGUGUGUGUGUAUACUGGCUCUGGAUGUGUGUGUUCCUACUGAGAAGAGCUCCGUGCGUGGAGUGGAGUAGAGCACAUCGUCAGUCGCUCCGUCAGUCAGGAUGGUUCAGAGGUUUAGUCUACGCAGACAGUACUCCAAGAUUGAGCGGUUGGAGGUGAGUGGCUUAGCUCAGACCCCCCAGGCAGUGUCGUGUGGGGAGGAUGGGUCUUUCUCUGGGGGUGACGAUGGCACCCCGGACCCCCAGCGCACCAAGCAGGCCAUCGCCCAGCUGCAGCAGAAAAUCCUGAAGCUCACAGAGCAGAUCAAGAUUGAGCAGACGGCCAGAGACAACAACGUGGCCGAGUACCUCAAACUGGCCAACAACGCUGACAAGCAGCAGAGUGCCCGCAUCAAACAGGUGUUUGAGAAGAAAAACCAGAAGUCAGCCCAGACCAUCCAGCAGCUGCAGAGGAAGCUGGAACACUACCACCGCAAGCUGAGGGAGGUGGAGCACAACGGCAUCCCUCGCCAGUCCAAGGACGUCCUCAGGGACAUGCAGCAGGGCCUAAAGGGUGUGGGGGCAAAGGUCACAGGCUUCAGCGAAGGUGUGGUGGACAGCGUCAAGGGAGGCCUCACCAGCUUCUCCCAGGCCACGCACUCUGCUGCCGCCGGGGUCGUCUCCAAGCCCCGAGAGAUCGCCUCGCUGUUCCGCAACAAGUUUGGCAGCGCCGACAACAUCCCCGGGCUGAAGGACUCCUUGGAUGACCCGUCAUGUGUUGAGGAGGGUUUGAUGGGGGCCGGGCGGAGGUCUAUGGGCCUUGCAGGCCACCACCACCUGCAGUCCAGUCCCAAGUACGGUAGCGAGGAUGACUGCUCCAGCGCUACCUCAGGGUCGGCAGGGGCCAACAGCACGACUGGGGCGCCCGGAGGCCCCCCCAGCUCCAGGGGGAACACCCUGGAGAGGAGCCAGAGCUCCAGCCUGGACAUGCUGCUGCAGGAAGUGCAGGAGCUGAGGGAAGGCCAGGGGAGACUAGAGGAGAGUCUGGAGGUACUUAAGAGCCACUAUCAGAGGGACUACACUGUCAUCAUGCAGACCCUACAGGAGGAACGAUUCAGGUGUGAGCGUCUGGAGGAGCAGCUGAAUGAUCUGACAGAGCUUCAUCAGAAUGAGAUCCUAAACCUGAAGCAGGAGCUGGCCAGCAUGGAGGAGAAGAUAGCCUACCAGUCCUACGAGAGAGCCAGAGACUCACAGGAAGCCCUGGAGGCGUGUCAGACACGUAUCUCUAAGAUGGAGUUGCAGCAGCAACAGCAGCAGGUGGUCCAGCUAGAGGGCUUAGAGAAUGCCACGGCCCGGACACUGCUGGGGAAGCUCAUCAACGUCCUCCUGGCCCUCAUGGCCGUGCUCCUGGUGUUUGUCUCCACCAUAGCCAACUGUGUGAUCCCCCUGAUGAAGACCCGCUCCCGGUCCUUCUCCACGCUCCUCCUCAUCCUGCUCUUCGCCUUCAUCUGGAGGAACUGGGACGCGCUGUCGGGCUGCUGCACGCACCGUGCCCUGCAGCCACCCAGAUGACCGCGUGGAGAGGUGUGGUUCUAUGACUACGCAUGGGGGUGGAACUCUGUCCACACACAAGAAGCAGGAUCAGCCUAACUGCCAAUGGGAUGGGGUGGUUGUGUUGACGGACGCCGAGGAAUGAGCCUAUCUGUUGAGCUCAGUGAGGUGGGACUGAGGAGAAAGUCAGGGAAGGAGGGAAGAUGAGAAUACCACUCAAUUCUGACAUUCAUUUAGGAAGAAUGAGACUUUGUUUACAUUUUUGGAGAUCAGAAAUAGUUUUUUUUCUUUCACAGGAUGCAUCCUGAUACUGUUUUAUUUCCUAGGAGUUAAUCAAGUAUAUUAUUGUCGUUAUUAUUAUUUUCAUUUUCAUUUUUUUUAAAUUCAGUACCAUGUAGCGUUAGGCUCCUCCCACUCUGCACAAAGAGGAGCUGUCAGGAAACUGAUUGGAAGUUCACCUCAGGCUCAGGCCCUCUGCAGAGAAAUGCUAUUCUGAUUGUCUGCCUUUCAGGAAGAAAGUGAUCUACCUGGCUGUUAUGGGUAGAAUAUAAAAAGAUGAAUGAAUGCCCUCGCACUUUUCCCCACACGAUGGCUUGAUUCUGAGAUCAGAAGGAACCUUUCUACCGAGGACUUUUUGUUUCCCGGACAAUACUGUGAGUGUCACGCCUAGAGACUCCUCGUGCUUCCGUACAUCCUUUUCAAUUAAGAUAGGUGAUAUCAUGAAUGAUAAUGACUUCUAGAGUGUGGCAACAGCUUAGACAAGAGGGAGGGUUUAACAGUUAGGGCCAUUCGCCACAGAGCCACCAGAGACCAAAGGAUACAAAUAAGGCCACUUUGCAGGAAAUGUGGAGUUGCCAUGAUACUGCUUUUUACUGGUGCCCACCCAUUGUGUCAGCUGAAGUCCAUGUUGAAAAGGAAUGCUGCUUUUGCCAGACAAAGACAACUGUAUCCACUGCCAUGCUACUGUUGUUCGAUGUGCUGCCUAUAUUACGAAUGUGACUCACUCCAUCACUUACAGUUCUCUCUCUCCCUUUCACUCUCUUUUUAUCCCCAUGUUUCCUCCAAUAUUCAUUCUGUCCUAUGUGCCAAAACUCUCCCGUUGCACCUGGUUAAUAAAUAGGGAGGUUUUUAUGUUCUUUCUUUCUUUGGUAUGUAAAGAGAAAAGACCCAGCGCAGGUCAUAUAGCCUUGUGGGGAUGAGAGGCAAAAUGUAAAUUACACCCUAUUCCCUUUAUAGUGCACCACUUUCACUGUGUAUAAUAGAGAAUAAUGUGCCAUUUGUGAUACAAAACAUACAGUUCUCUUCGAUGAUCAGCCAAUUGUACAUACGGCCUACUUGUAUGUCUCACCUUGGAUUUGAGGUGUAUGACAAAUAAUAUUAGCCUGGUUCCCAGAUCUGUUUGUGCUUUAUUAGCCAACUCCUCUGAUUCUUGGUCAUGACAUUGCAGAAUAAUUGACUAAACAAAGCACACACUGAUAUGGAACCAGGCUAACAGAAUAUACCUUAACAAGGCCACUUCUGAGUAAUUGCUCUGAGAAACUCACUGCUAAUGAUCUGAUGUGUGUUUCCUAAUCCGGGUCCUUGAUUACUGUUGAAUAUGCUGGCUCUCAAUCCAUUUUAUCCUCCCAUUCAUCUGUUCAAGGUCCUUCAGUUCAAGGUCCUUCGACCUAGCUGACAUGAAUGAGUCCAUCUGAAGUCCAUUCUGCAGCUCCAUUAGGAGCUUGUUUGAAGAUAAUAACUGAUAUUGGGAAUUGCGUUCUGGGACAAGGAUGGAGGAACACUACAUUUCUUCCUAUACAUAGCCCUCUCUGGCGGCUUAGGUCUAUGUUCAGGAUCAUUGAAACAUAUUUAAACCAGAAACUGCACUGAAUUUGUGUCUUGAUCUUGUGUCUUGAUCUUGAACGUGCCACAGGUGAAUGGCUCCUGAGUUUACUUCUGACUUUGGUGUGACCUUGCCGUGUCCUCUCUGGUGUUUGGUAGGGUAGGGUUGUGUGCUAAACCACUCGAGUGCCUUCUGAUGUCCUUUUCUAAGUGUGGGACAAUAAAAGUGCAUUCCUGAUUAACUCCUGGCA
Molecule: messenger RNA, 4690 nt
Organism: Oncorhynchus kisutch (coho salmon)
Lineage: Eukaryota; Metazoa; Chordata; Actinopteri; Salmoniformes; Salmonidae
Product: transmembrane and coiled-coil domains protein 1
Exons: 8
Coding region: 1191-2639 (482 amino acids)
Cellular component (GO): endomembrane system
Source: RefSeq, a predicted model, not a curated record